Cryptomeria japonica (Japanese cedar) is the source of this 927-nucleotide messenger RNA. Its product is annotated as heavy metal-associated isoprenylated plant protein 23. The transcript is spliced from 3 exons. Bases 88 to 537 code for a protein of 149 amino acids. Gene Ontology annotation, molecular function: metal ion binding. Lineage: Eukaryota; Viridiplantae; Streptophyta; Pinopsida; Cupressales; Cupressaceae. The record is from RefSeq and is a predicted model, not a curated record.
UUAUCCUUUGUAUUUGUGUCUGUAAGAAGAAGGUCUACACAAUUUUUUUGAAACAUCUGCUUGGUCUUUAUUUGAGUGUUGAGAAAGAUGGGUGCCAUGGCUCUUAUAGAAAGCUUGAUGGAAGCAGCAACUGUUCGCCGGACCAAGAAGCUCAAGCAGUUUCAGACGGUAGAGUUGAGAGUUCGUAUGGACUGCGAGGGGUGCGAAAGAAAAGUGAGGAAGUCGCUUUCAAAUAUGAAAGGCGUUAGAUCGUUGGAAGUGGAUCGAAAGCAAUUCAAAGUAACGGUGACGGGGUACGUGGAGGCGAACAAGGUGUUAAAGAGGGUGAGGAGGAGGACUGGGAAAAAAGCAGAGAUGUGGCCAUACAAACCUUACAAUCUGGUUUACUAUCCAUAUGCUUCUCAGGUCUACGAUAAAAAAGCUCCUGCCGGUUAUGUAAGGAACGUGGACCCCACCUUCCCCAAUCCGCAGAGAACUGAUGAAAGAUAUACCUCUGUGUUCAGCGACGACAAUCCAAACGCUUGUUCAAUUAUGUAGACUUUGAUGGUCUGCUCUCUUCUGUUAAAUUAUUUACAGAAGAAGAAUUGUAUAGUAUGACUACACCAAUUCAAUUCAUUGUUUUCAAUUCAGGGGCUCUGUUCCUGCUCUGCCAUAACAGAGGAGGCAACUGCUAGUGUAGGAAUGAUGUAAGUACGCUGCACAGAUAUACAUUUUUUAAUUUUUUUCAAAUAAGUGGGAAGUGUAUAUUUUUUGCCAAAAAGCUAAGAAGCCGGCCAAGUAAAAUGGCAAGCGACUGGCAAGCUUUGGGUAGAGGGUCAGUUGAGUAGAUUCGCUAUUGUAUACGCAACAUGUGAAGUUGUGAACAAGAGAUUGUGUUACUUUUGGAAAGAUUGUGCGAUGAAUAAGACACGAUGUUUUCUUGUCGAA